AAUACUUCUCCAUCUCUAUCUUGUAUAUCCAUUGAGGAAGAUUUUUUUUAUGUUUACAUCUUAUUUACAUCAUGUGAAAGGAAUUUUUUUUCUAUCUCUAUUCUCUAACAGAGCGCUGGAAUCGGAGACAGGGUCGCCAUUGUCAUGACUCACUCAUGGCUCAUGGGGUGCUACCGUGCUAGGUGCUUACUGCCUCGCCUCGGCGGCUCGGCCUACCUUCCCGGGUGCGGGUAUCCUCGCUCCCCAACCCGCUCCACCAGUCCAUCAUCACCCACGGCCCACCCCGCGCUUCUCGGAUUCCAGCUGUUCCCUCGGAUCCUUUGCCCGUCCCAUGGCAACGCCUAGGUGGCUGUGGCUGCCAUGAUGGGCGCUCUCGCCACGCCACCCCGCCACCCCGCCAUGUGCGUGCCGCUUUUGACAGAAGAGGACGAGGCAGAUCUCCAGUCCCCGGCCCUCCGUCCCCUCCUCCUGCGAAGGCUCCUCCAGCACCACUAGCUAGAGCUAACCCCGUGCUGCUGCUGCUGCUACUACCUGCUGCCGCGCGCCGUUCGUUGCCGUGCGGGCGUGUUGUGGUCCGCUGAUCUCGUUCGCGGGACGCCGGGGGGUGGUGGUGGUGGCAGCGGUGGUUGGUGGUGCGCGGCGUGAAAGAAAGAAAGAAAAAAAAAAGGCCCGCCGCUUUGCGCUGCUCUGCUUCCGUAGGUGUCACGAGAUUUGGCCCUAGCCUUUCGCUUUCCUUUUUCAUCUCGCUCACAAGGGAAGGGACCGAGGGACGAGGGAGACGUUGGGGAGGGGAGCGAGCGAGCCGUAACAUCCGAGCUGUUCCAAUGGCGACCCCUGCCGUUGCUUUCGUCGCCAGCGCUUUGUUGGGGCGGUGGUAGCGCUAGGAGCGGAGCAGUACUAGGUUGGUAGGUGGUUGUAGCUUUGCGCGUGACCCGAGCGCGCGCUCGCUCGCUCCUGUGCCUCUCUACCUCGCUUGCGUGCGCCGGGAAGGCAGUGGGUGGCUGGUCGGUUCUCGCAAGAGGUUGCUGGUGCUGUUCCUCCUCCCCCGGUUGAUGAGCAUGGGGCAUUGCUCCGAGCAGCGGACGGGGUUCGAGGUGACUAAGGACUGGAACGGCGCCGACCAGUUCGCGAUCCGGUCCCCGCGGGGGGCGUCCGUUCGGGCAGAAAAAAACUUCUCUCGGUCUGAUUCGAGCGUUGGGUUGUCGGCGCAGGUCUGCCUGCACGGCGGGCAGGUCGUCUCGUGGAGGAACCACCGCGGCGAGGAGCUCCUCUUCAGCAGCAGCAAGGCAAUCUUCAAGCCGCCAAGAGCGACCCGUGGUGGCAUUCCGAUAUGCUUCCCACAGUUUGGAAACUGUGGAACAUUGGAGCAGCAUGGAUUUGCAAGGAACAAGAUAUGGACAAUAGACGAUGAGGCUCCACCUCUAAAUUAUGGUGAUAAUAACAGCAACAAAGCUUCUGUUGACCUUCUGCUAAAGCCAUCUGAAGAUGACCUGAAGUGCUGGCCACACUGUUUUGAGUUACGUCUCAGAGUCUCUCUUUCAAUGGAUGGAGACCUUUCACUGAUAUCACGGGUCAGAAAUGUUAAUGGGAAGCCAUUCAGUUUCGCAUUUGCUUACCAUACAUACCUUUCUGUUUCUGACAUCAGUGAAGUGAGGAUAGAAGGUCUGGAGACCCUUGAUUAUCUUGACAACCUUAGCCAGCGGGAACGUUUUACCGAACAGGGAGAUGCCAUAACAUUUGAAUCAGAGGUUGAUCGAGUCUAUGUUGGCUGCCCAGGCGUAAUAGCUGUUCUUGACCAUGGAAAGAAACGCACAUUCAUCGUGCGGAAAGAAGGGCUUCCUGAUAUUGUUGUGUGGAACCCCUGGGAGAAGAAGUCCAAGACGAUGGCAGACUUCGGCGACGACGAGUACAAGCAGAUGCUGUGCGUGGAUGCAGCCGCGGUCGAGAGGGCCAUCACGCUGAAGCCCGGGGAGGAGUGGACGGGGAAGCUGGAGCUCUCCGCCGUGGCGUCGACCAACUGCAGCGACCACCUGGAUCGCCCGGGCAGGCUGUAGAGCGCUGGGUGGGUGGGUUCGUUCGCCCCUGACGAAAGGCAUGUACUAGUUUUUUUUCAUGUACAUGGGGGCGCUAGGUCCGGCCCUUGCAGGCUGCAGUAUCAUCUACCUGUCAGGUGUGUCAUGUGUGAGUUUAAACUUAUGUCAGAUCCAAGUAUUGCUGUGAUCGACAUGUUCGAUGUUCCUGGACUGCGAAGUCUCAAGCGCAGGCUGUUCGUUUGGCUGGCUUUAAUCCGAAACGGCAUCUAUAGAUUGUAGCUGCA
Molecule: messenger RNA, 2317 nt
Organism: Zea mays
Lineage: Eukaryota; Viridiplantae; Streptophyta; Magnoliopsida; Poales; Poaceae
Product: apospory-associated protein C
Exons: 8
Coding region: 1053-2054 (333 amino acids)
Biological process (GO): carbohydrate metabolic process
Cellular component (GO): cytoplasm
Molecular function (GO): glucose-6-phosphate 1-epimerase activity; carbohydrate binding
Source: RefSeq, a predicted model, not a curated record